GAGGGUAGCAACAGUUGCCUUGAGACCCCGCCGCGCCAUAGUGACUGUAGCCCUGGAGACAGUUACUUGCCAACGGGAGCAACACUCAUCAAACAGCGGCAGCAGCAUCUGGACGGACGGCACCGGGCGAGUGGAGGACACCGAGCCGAGCGGAAGUUCCUCUCAACACCAAGCAUGCAGAGCUCCGAGGGAGGGUCCGACUCCACGACCAGCGUGGCAGCGCUGCGCACGUCGUCCUCAGCCCAGGCUCCUGUGGUACAGCCUGUCCCGGCCUCACAGCAGAGGGUGCUGGUUCAAGCCACAGGCUCAGCUCAGAAGGGAGGACAAGUACAGCAGCUUUCAGUACCCAGGGUUCAACAGGUCACUCAGCAGGUGCAGCAGGUGCAGCAUGUUUACCCGUCCCAGGUUCAAUAUGUAGGAGAAAGUGGAGACACUGUUUACACCAAUGGAACCAUCCGAACGGCCUACUCCUACAACCCCGACGCCCAGCUCUACGGGCAGAGCAGCGGGGGAACCUACUUUGAUUCGCAGGCCGGCGGAGCUCACGUCACCACGGUGGUCUCCUCCGCCAGCAGUGGGGUCCCCUCUCACGGCAUGGUGGGCAUCGCCAUGGACGUGGGCAGCAGCCACAUCAUCUCCAGUGGCAGCACCUACCUGAUCCAUGGAGGAAGCAUGGAGGGAAGCCGCAACCACAUUUCCCACUCGUCACGCUCCUCCUCAGCUAUGCUUGAAAUGGCGAUUGAAAACCUCCAAAAGUCUGAAGGAAUUGCGAGUCACAAAAGCAGCCUGCUCAACAGCCAUCUGCAGUGGCUCCUGGACAACUAUGAGACAGCGGAGGGAGUCAGUCUGCCCCGGUGCUCCCUGUACAACCACUACCUGCGGCACUGUCAGGAACAGAAACUGGAUCCGGUCAACGCGGCCUCCUUCGGCAAACUCAUCCGCUCGGUCUUCAUGGGCCUGAGGACCCGCCGCCUCGGCACCAGAGGCAACUCUAAGUAUCAUUACUAUGGCAUCAGGGUGAAGCCAGACUCACCACUCAACCGGCUGCAGGAGGACACCCAGUACAUGGCCAUGAGGCAGCAGCCUGUCCACCAGAAACAGAGGUUCAAACCCCUGCAGAAGGUGGAUGGGAUGUCUGACAGCCUGUGUGGGAGCUCUCAGAAUUGUAGCAGCACUCCAGAGCAGUCGGUGGCUGCUCAGAGCCAACAUCACCAGCAGUACAUAGAUACAUCCCACACCUUGCCUCCGUUUCCCACCCCCGACUUGGGCACCCAGCCUCUGCCUGAGCGCAUGAACUUGAAUGAUAUCAAGAAGCUGCAGACGCUCUACAGAGACCACUGUGAGGCUACUCUGGACGUGGUGAUGAACCUCCAGUUCCACUACAUAGAGAAGCUCUGGCAGACCUUUUGGUAUUCAACAGCGCCAUCUAGUGACGGAAACACAAGCAUCGCCAACAGUGACGAGGACCCGGAAGGUGUGAUCCCCAGAGACAAGCUGGUGUCUCUGUGUAAAUAUGAACCCAUCAGACUAUGGAUGAGAAGCUGUGAUCACAUCCUGUACCAGGCUCUCGUGGAGAUCCUGAUCCCUGACGUCCUGCGUCCUGUUCCCAGCACUCUCACUCAGGCCAUUCGUAACUUCGCCAAGAGUCUGGAGGGCUGGCUGACCAACGCCAUGACCAGCUUCCCUCAGGAGAUCAUCCGCACCAAGGUGGCCGUGGUCAGUGCCUUCGCUCAGACUCUGAGACGUUACACCAGUCUGAACCACUUGGCCCAGGCCGCCCGGGCCGUCCUGCAGAACACCUCCCAGAUCAACCAGAUGCUGUCCGACCUCAACAGGGUGGACUUCGCGAACGUCCAGGAGCAGGCGUCGUGGGUGUGUCAGUGUGACGAGAGCGUGGUGCAGCGUCUGGAGCAGGACUUCAAAGUCACCCUGCAGCAGCAGAGCUCCCUGGACCAGUGGGCGACCUGGCUGGACAACGUGGUCUCUCAGGUGCUGAAGCCGCACCAGGGCAGCCCCAGCUUCCCCAAGGCCGCUCGGCAGUUCCUGCUCAAAUGGUCUUUCUACAGCUCCAUGGUGAUCAGAGACCUCACUCUGCGGAGUGCGGCCAGCUUCGGCUCCUUCCACCUGAUCCGUCUCCUGUACGACGAGUACAUGUUCUACCUGGUGGAGCAUCGAGUGGCUCAGGCCACCGGAGAAACUCCCAUCGCUGUCAUGGGCGAGUUCAGUGACCUGACCUCCAUGAUGCCUUCACUCCUGGAGAAAGACGCCUCCUUCUCUGACGAGAUGAGUGACCUGGGCAGCGACGCCGACACCUCCAGAGAACCCACUGAGCCGGCUGUAAAGAGAGAGAGGAUCGACAUGAGCCACCCUCUGCAGGAGAUGUGAGUCCAGUCCGGACAGGAAGCCACGAGGACCAGCCCCCCCCCCCCCCCGGCUCCAAGAGGUGACCCUGCCGGGGCCUUAUGGGACACAAGUGGCUUUUUUAAGCCGAGCACAACUCAUCCCUCUGCAGCCGGUGUGUGCAGUGUACAUAGAGAGUAGCAAUG
This is a messenger RNA of Limanda limanda (common dab), 2546 nucleotides long. RefSeq names its product regulatory factor X, 2 (influences HLA class II expression) (gene rfx2). Gene Ontology annotation, molecular function: DNA-binding transcription factor activity, RNA polymerase II-specific; RNA polymerase II cis-regulatory region sequence-specific DNA binding. Gene Ontology annotation, cellular component: nucleus. The record is from RefSeq and is a predicted model, not a curated record. Lineage: Eukaryota; Metazoa; Chordata; Actinopteri; Pleuronectiformes; Pleuronectidae. Bases 175 to 2385 code for a protein of 736 amino acids. The transcript has 18 exons. Gene Ontology annotation, biological process: regulation of transcription by RNA polymerase II.